AUGGCCAAUGAAACUGACUGCACUGAUGCCCCAACCAGCGCUCCAAGCUCUGCCUAUUAUCCUGGUCGUUUAUUGAUUGAUGUGGAUGAAGAUGCCUCCAACUCCUUCCCUCGCCGCCGCCUGUCAGGCACUGGAUCCGCUCGAGGAGGCAUGGGUUCGGGUGGUAUGAUGGGCGGAAGCAUGAUGGGCAUGAUGUCAAUGACCAUUGAAACAAACACUACUGAAACCAAUGCCACUGAUGCCCCAACCAGUCCUCCCAUGUCUAUGGGUAAGAAGAAGGGGACCAAGAAAGGGGAAGAGAAGGAUGGUAAGAUGAAGGAUGGCAAGAUGAAGAUGGCGGCCAAGAAGGAUGGCAAGAUGAAGAUGGCUGCCAAGAAGUACUCUCCCUACAACGAGACUGUGGCUGAUGGAAACGCUACAGAUGCCUCGGACAUGGGUGGCCCCAUGCUUCGUCGCGGAUUGAGCAUUGUGGAAGUGGACGAGGAAGAAGAUUCCAUGACCACCAAGAAGGGUGCUGGUAUGAUGAUGCGCUUGCGCUAACUUUGCGCUUGUGAUCCGGAAUUUGAAUGGUUCUUGUCUCGUUGGUUGAUUGAUUGGAUGUAAUUCAUUUGCAUGGGCUCUAUAUGAUUCUUACCGCCGGUCCCAUGCAUGCUCUUGGUUGUGGUUUGCUUUGUGGAGGACGUUGCCGCUUCGUUGCUUUUUGAGAGCCUCCGCUCUCUUUGGAAACGAAUGUUUUGGUCCUUUGCUGUAAGCUAAUCUAUAGUGCUGUAUUUCG
Messenger RNA from Seminavis robusta, 775 nucleotides. The record is from the annotation of a GenBank genome assembly. NCBI's taxonomy places the organism in Eukaryota, Bacillariophyta, Bacillariophyceae, Naviculales, Naviculaceae.